Messenger RNA from Trichomycterus rosablanca, 806 nucleotides. It is a transcript of the gene fgfbp2b, whose product is annotated as fibroblast growth factor binding protein 2b. Gene Ontology annotation, molecular function: growth factor binding. The record is from RefSeq and is a predicted model, not a curated record. Gene Ontology annotation, biological process: cell-cell signaling. The transcript is spliced from 2 exons. Bases 34 to 624 code for a protein of 196 amino acids. Lineage: Eukaryota; Metazoa; Chordata; Actinopteri; Siluriformes; Trichomycteridae.
UCGCACCACCGCACCACCGUAGCGAACCUCACCAUGGCAGGCGUGGUCAGGGCGGCUCUCCUGCUGGCGUGCUGCGUCUGGACCGUAGACGGCCAGGCCCAGAGCGCCGAUCAGGGCGACGGCGGCGCCAUCGUCUUCAACACCAAAGCCAAAGACUCGUGCACCAUGACCUACUCCGGCCAGGCGGACCUCACCAAGCUGCGAGUGUCCUGCAAGAACGAGAGCAGGUCCUACUGGUGCGAGUACCUGGGCAAGCCCGACGCCUGCCGCCCCUACGCCGCCAACCCGCGCCACUACUUCAACCAGAUCAUGUGGGAGAUGCGCAAGCUCCGCAACGCCUGCCAGGGCCCCGACGCCUACAGACCCCAGAUGUGCCGCUCGGCGGGCGAGCGGGCGCAGAUGGCGCUCCACAGGGCCUGGCCCAGGAUCCAGAAGAGACAGCAGCCCGGCAAGGCGGGCAAGGGUGGCGCUCCCGGUCCCAGACCCGUUCAGCCCCGCAGACCCAGACCCACGGCGCCCAGACCCACGGAGACGGCCCAGAGCCGGGCCGAGAAGCUGGCGGGGGAGUACUGCUGGGGCAGCAUGCACGGCGUCUGCUCGUACGUGUUCGGCUGGUUUCAGUAACGAGCGCCUACGUGAUCAGGUAACCAGACGGCGACUCCGCCAGAGGACCCGUCUGACCGGGUCAGGAUCAUCGGGAGGUUUUGCCCGACUCUCCCUGUACACGACCUGGACUUUUUUUUCCCUGUGCUUUUGCGCAUUCUGGUGUCCAGUGAGUCUCCAGUGUUGAAAGACUUUCCCAGAAC